Ceraceosorus bombacis is the source of this 1538-nucleotide messenger RNA. The record is from the annotation of a GenBank genome assembly. NCBI's taxonomy places the organism in Eukaryota, Fungi, Basidiomycota, Exobasidiomycetes, Ceraceosorales, Ceraceosoraceae.
AUGCCGUACACUCCUCACAAGGCUUACGUCGUAGGCGUCGGCCUUACCAAGUUCGACAAGCCCCGCGGCGAGCGUGAUUACCCCGAACUCGGUCUGGAAGCCACGGUCAAGGUGAGUAGCGAUGCGCAGCAUGCAUGCUCUUGCACCCGCCUGACUGUCUUUGCAUUGCCAAUCAAAAUCGAACUGACCCGACAUCACCUCUACAGGCACUCAUCGAUGCCGGCAUCACCUACGAUGAUGUCGAGACUGCUGCUGUGGGGUACUGUUGUGAGUCUAUAUGACGGGUCCCAUGCAGCGUCCAUACUGUACGCUGAUUGUGACCACUCUCUUGCUACCAAGACGGCGACUCGACUUGCGGACAGCGUGCCUUGUAUCAACUUGGUAUGACCGGUAUUCCCAUCGUAAACGUCAACAACAACUGCUCCACUGGCUCUUCUGCCUUUGUCCUUGCUGCCAACAGCAUCAUGGCAGGUCAAGCCGACUGCGCACUGGCACUCGGUUUCGAGAAGAUGGCACCAGGCUCUCUCGGAUCCGCAUGGAACGAUCGAGCGCCUCCCAUGGAGGGCACCAUGUCUCAGGUGUUUGAAAUUGAAGCCGAAAAGGAGUACAAGACGGAUGACUUUGGACCUUUUGCUGCUCGCAUCUUCGGAGCUGCUGGUCAAGAGUACGUGGAAAAGUAUGGCGCCACUUGGGAUCACAUUGCUGCAAUCGCUGCCAAGAACCACAAGCACAGCGUCAAGAACCCCUAUGCGCAGUUUAGGGUCUCUCCGAGCCCACAAGAGGUAGCCAAGGCCCGCAAGAUCACGCGCGAGGUGACAUUGCCCAUGUGCUCCCCCACCUCUGAUGGAGGCGCCGCUGCAAUCGUCGUGAGCGAGGACUUUAUCAAGAAGCACAAUCUUCAAGACCGAGCAAUCGAGAUCGCCGGUCUGGGAGUGUCCACCGACUCUCCAAGACUCUACGAGGAUCGCUCUAGAAUCGAACUUGCCGGUGCUGACAUGAGCCGACGUGCGGCAACGAUUGCUUACAAGCAAGCCGGUCUGACCGCCAAGGACAUUCAGGUCUUGGAGCUGCACGACUGCUUUGCUCCCAACGAGCUCGUCACCUACCCUGCUUUGGGAUUGUGCGCCGAGAAUGAGGCUCACAAAAUUGUCGAGGCUGGCGACAACACUUUCGGUGGAAAGUGGGUCGUCAACCCUUCUGGAGGUUUGGAAUCCAAGGGUCACCCACUCGGCGCGACAGGUCUCGGCAUGGUGGCCUACAUGGCUUUGCAGCUGCGCGGCGAAGCGGGUGCGCUGCAGGUCGAAAACGUCAAGGCCGCAUUGACGCACAACAUCGGUCUCGGUGGCUCUUGCGUCGUUUCCAUCCUCAAGAAGGCCUCCUUCUACAAGGAUGGCGCUCACAACAAGGACCGGUUCGGAUACGACUUUGCCAACGAGUGCAGGCGCAUGACCGAGGAGGAGCUCGAAAAGGUCAAGAGCAAGCACUUCUCUGAUUACUUGCCCGCUUCUAUCCCCGAGCCGCAGACCUCCAAGCUGUAG